Molecule: messenger RNA, 1849 nt
Organism: Xenopus tropicalis (tropical clawed frog)
Lineage: Eukaryota; Metazoa; Chordata; Amphibia; Anura; Pipidae
Product: sialic acid-binding Ig-like lectin 13
Exons: 9
Coding region: 136-1629 (497 amino acids)
Cellular component (GO): membrane
Source: RefSeq, a predicted model, not a curated record
UCCAGAGUUCAAACUGUCAGCUUUGGACAACACCAUCCUGUGGGAAUGUUAAGCACUGACACAGCUAUUGGGAGGCAGUAAGAAAGAUUGGGAGAGAGAAAGAGUGGAACAGCAAGAACAUCAAUAAACAUCAGGAUGUGGCAGCCUCAUGUGUUUGUGGUCCUGUUUGGUCUCUUGUCCCUGUAUGGGAAGGGUGCCAACUGUCAACAUGGUUAUACUCUAAAUGCCCAGCAGUCAGUGUCGGUGGCAUCUGGUCUCUGUGUGGAAAUUCCCUGUACAUUUACUGUUCCUGCCGGUAGCACUUUAUCUACACGUGUCACAGGGAUUUGGAAAACAACAGACACUCCUUCCUUUAUUGCAGCCUCUACAGAGGCCUCUAUGGUUUCUGAGGGAACAAAAGGCCGAUUCACCCUGACUGGGAAAGUACAUGAAAAAACCUGCUCAUUCUCUAUCAGCAAUGCCCAACCAGCCGAUCAAGGGGAAUAUGUAUUCCGAUUUGAAGACGGAUACCAUAAAUAUACCUAUAGUUCAUACAAGCUCAGUGUGAGUGUGACAGAUCUACCAGAACCUACUAUAUCCCCUGUGGGGGAGCAGAUCGCUGGGAAGCCAAUAACACUGACUUGUACGGCUCAUCCAGCACCUCAAGGGUGCAAGGGAAACAUCACAUGGGGAGGAAAUUUCUCUAUGUUUAUAGAGAACAUAUAUAACUAUGAGCGGGAGGAUCAGGCUGGUAAAGUCACCUCCAUAUCAGAUAUCACUGUUACUCCAUCCCAGAGAGAGCACAAUAGCCCCCUAACAUGUACAGUGACUUACAGUGGGGUCUCCACUAACAGCAGCAUCACCCUGGAUGUUCAGUAUUCUCCUUCAAUUAACAUCAGAGUUUCAGGAUACAAUGGAACAUAUGAAAACAAAUCUUUGACUAUAACAGAAGGAGACUCAGUGAAUAUAAGCUGUAAUGUAAAUUGCAACCCAAUGGCUGAUAUUUCCUGGGGUGAAGGACAAGGAUACAAUGUUAUUAAAGCACCCAGGGAGAGGGUUCUUGUGCUUCAAAACGUUUCAGUUGCUGAUGGUGUAACCUACACGUGCUUAGCAAGGAAUACUCACGGGUCCGUCUCUGGGACUGUUAGUGUCACUGUAGAAUAUGCCCCAAGAAGUCCAUUUAUUUCAAACUGCACAUCAGAGGGUUGCCAGGUUGAAGCCAUAGAAGGAACCUCCCUGUCCCUGCUCUGCUCUGCUGAAAGUAACCCUCCUGCCAACCUGUCCUGGGCAAAAAUGGGUCAGAACAGCACCGACCCCCUAAAUUCCUCAAGUGGGAGAUUAGAUGUUUCUCAUGUAACCACUGAUAAUGGGGGAGAUUACAUGUGCCGGGCAGCAAAUGAACAUGGAAAUUCAACAGCAUCAGUCACAGUUGUUAUUAAAGCUCUCAGGCAUGACAAGAAGACCAACCAUCUUAUAAUAUUAAUGAUACGGGGACUUUCCAUCUUAGCCCUCUCUGGUAUUAUAGCAGUGCCAGCAGUUUUGGUGAUGAGAUACAGGGAAAAGAGAAGGCCACCGCAACAGGCUGAAGCAAGUCAAAGAUCAAAGUCAUCACCAAAAACUUAUCAAGUGGUUUACUCUAAUACAAAAUAAGACUGGCAAUUGAUCUAUGAAUUAUUAUUGUUCUUGCUUUUCUUUUAUAGUUUAAGCUUUAAUCCAACCAUGGGUCAUUACAUAAUACUGGUGUGACCUAUUAGCUUAGAGGCCAGUUGGUUAAUUACGUGGAAGUACAGGAAUUAGAAAUACUCUGGAAAUGCUGUUUAUCGAUAUUGGCACAUUGGGCAAUUGUCCAUAUAAAGUUUUUUUUAAGAUA